Physcomitrium patens is the source of this 2837-nucleotide messenger RNA. RefSeq lists its product as uncharacterized. Gene Ontology annotation, molecular function: DNA binding; DNA-binding transcription factor activity. Gene Ontology annotation, biological process: regulation of DNA-templated transcription. The record is from RefSeq and is a predicted model, not a curated record. Lineage: Eukaryota; Viridiplantae; Streptophyta; Bryopsida; Funariales; Funariaceae.
UACCCACAAAUUUGUUGCCACAAAUUGGGUCUCCCUCCCUAGAUUUGAUGAAAGCUAUAGUUUAAAGCCUGUUUGAUGGUCGAUCAGUUUCAGUACUAAAACACGAGUUGAAAGUCAAAGUGUCCCUGGUAUUUGCACUUGAGCUGUUCUGGGUUCCUGGAAAAGAACACACAAAAACACAAAAGAUUUUAUUUCAUUUAUUUUAUUUCAUGUUUUCAGAUUCAUCGUUCGCUGUGUGUGUGUGUGUGAGAGUGAGUGAGAGAGAGGUUCCUGGGAAGGUUGUGGGUGGAGAGGGAAUUGAAGGACGGUGAGAUGGUCGGGUAGGCGGUGCAGCAGCGGAGAGUACUGGUUUUGAGUAGGGGAAGGAGUGACGACCCCCCAGGUCACGCGUGGUGGGCUGUGGACUCGAGAGUGGGUUUCGUGGAUGUUUGGUUGAGCUGGGGUUUUUAAUGUCGAGUGUGCCUAUUCUAGUUCGAGAUAAAGUUGCGGCGUUUCUGAGCUACGCUAGCUGCACCUCGUGAAGACAAGCGGUUCGGCCUAUCCAGUGAUUAAAGUUUGGCAACUUGUAGAGCGGAAUGUUGCAUGUAUUCGGAAUUGGCAACCAACUGGAAUCACCACUGCAGUGAUCCUGGACGGGCUUUUAUGAUUCGUCGAAGUUGAAUUUCUUUGUGGAAGAGUGUAGAACUUGGAAGUGAUUUCCGGAUUUGUUUCACGAAUGCCCACGACUUUCUAGUUUAGUGAUGCUCUUGAAAGGGGUCGAAGAGAAAAGUAUAAGGUGGAUUCGAUGAUUCUGAAUAUUAGAUCUAAGAUAGAAGCUGUAAGCGAUUGUGAGUUUACAGACGGAGCUGCGACACACGAAUCUCCAUUAGCUUAAAGUUUUCCUCUUAGAGAGCUUCAACUCCGUGAUGUUAUGAAGGUUCAAGCAACAACAGUACUAGAUAGCAGACGCUUCCUCGAUCUCCAGACAAUGAUUUCAGACUGUCAAUUUGCAGUGGAUGGUGCAAAGUGAAAUUGACACGAAUUGCGAUCUCAUUGCUACAUCUUUCAAUCUGAUUAAGUUUCCACAACUCAACGCGACUCGAUCAGGACUACAUCAUCGAGUUGUCGCUGGUUGGGAUAUGAUUUGCGUGUGGAACCAGCCAGAAAGAAUUGACAAGCUGGAACCAACUGACCCUCCAGAUUUCAAACUGACGCCCCCGAGCAGUUUUCGAGACCUCGCCACUGGCCAAAUGGCUGGGGUCUCCACCAUGGUAUCCAAUUUUCCACUACCCUUAGGGACAUCGGCUUACUCGAAUGCUCUCAGCGGAUUUUCAAAUGCGGCGCAAUAUACCAACUACUGGGGAAGCAACAACCCUCUCAAUCCGAAUCCCACUGAUGAGGGCUUAGGCGCUGCGAUCACAGGUCACAAGCGGUUACGCUCCGAGAAAUCUGAUCCUUUCUCCUCGCACUAUGCCGCUACAUGGAAUUAUCCUUCAGCUUCCCUCAUCGCUGACCACUCGAACAUCGUGGGAAGCAGCAUGUCGGUGGAUUUGGCAUCACGCGCAAGUGAAGAGAUGUCGUGGGCAGCUCCCCUUGGGGAAGUCGUGAAGAAGGCAACGGAGAGAUCGUCACCCCCGCGGUGCACAGGCAGCCCAAGCAACACGCAGGACCAAUACAGCUCGGAUUCGGGAAUUCUUCAUUCGGAUUACGUUGCCAGUUUACCCUUCUCACUUCCACACAAUGAAGAUCCUCAAAUGCGCAAAUCAAGUGGGUUAGAGCAGUUGGAAGGAGGAGGCAGCCACCCGGGUGAACGAAGUGGGCAAGGUAGCGAGGCGACGCCAACACCCUCCCCGUCACCGCCAGUGAAGAAGCGGAGGUAUCGCGGCGUGCGCCAGCGGCCGUGGGGGAAGUGGGCAGCGGAGAUUCGCGACCCUAAGAAAGCAGCUCGCGUCUGGCUGGGCACGUUCGAUACGGCGGAGGAUGCAGCGAUGGCGUAUGAUAUCGCUGCUACCAAAUUCAGAGGCUUAAGAGCAAAGCUGAAUUUCCCCGACGGAAAGAUCCCGAGCACACGUUCCGCCUCCGCCACCACCAUUUCUCCCACUCCCGUUUCCAAUCCCGCUCCUGCCUCGAAUCCUCUACCGCAGACCGACCCAUACUCUAAGCGAUGGACAUCACAAGCUGCUCCAGCCACAGAAUCUUCGCAUCAUAGCGCUAAGGAAUUAUCCUGGAACUCGCAGAUUCGGCCCUCUGUUGAUCCCCACCCGAUGAUGUUCACCAAUGCAGGAGCUAAUUCACUGCAACAGGAUCAUAGCCCUGGGCAACCAUCACAACAGCCGCAAUCGACCAGCAGCAGCAGCUUGUGGUCCUCACGGGCUGUGCCUCCUUCGCCUCUGCCACUUCCUCCCUCCCCAUGGCAAAACAUUUCUAUCCUGGAGUCGCAAAAUUUCCAAAUGUCUCAAGAACCACAGAACUAUCAUCACCGGGCUCAGUACUUGCAACUAGAUUCGAGAUUACACAUGAAUCCGCACCAUAUAAGUCCUGCUGAUGAGUAUUCACGAUUCAACUUGGGAAGUAGAGAUUCAGGUCCAGGAGACGAGCUUUCGCUUGAGCAAAUCAUUGAUCAAGGGUCGAGUCCAUUGCCGCUGUGGAGCCCCAGAGAGGUGCCAUCACCGGGUAGCUUCCCCUUUCUGUUACAGUUUCCAGAUGAGCAACCCCCCCCUCCGUACUAGGAACGCUAUAAAAAAGAUUAGGGUUAGGAUCGGACAUUGAAAAUUACAAAUAAAUAAAUUACAUUAUUCCCUCUCGCAGUGAACUGUAAGCCUUGAUUGUAUUCACCAUUACACUGGUGACGGCCCGUG